Molecule: messenger RNA, 1174 nt
Organism: Penaeus vannamei (Pacific white shrimp)
Lineage: Eukaryota; Metazoa; Arthropoda; Malacostraca; Decapoda; Penaeidae
Source: RefSeq, a predicted model, not a curated record
CACCCUUAGUUGGCCCGCUGUGAUGGCAAGCUCCACGUGUGCCUCCUGUGAGCUCUCGCCUGUGCAUUCUCACCUUGGCCUUCCACUGUGAAAGUCCCCCCUCGAGGUUUGGCACUCGCGCUCUGAGUUAGCGGAGAAGGGAGGGCAAUCAUUCUGGAUUAUAUCAAAUUCCCGAGGGCUAGUGUGUGUCUGUGUGUGUUACAGGACACAGAGUGCAGGGCGCGCCCCGACAGACUGGCGUUUUGACAGGAAAGGCGAGUGAAAAGAAGGACAAAGGCGUUCCCCUCCUUACCUGAAUGCCGAGGGAGUGACGUCAGUCCGAAUCACAGAGCAGCAUACUUUGAUCUUGAAUUUUCACCCUGUAGAAGAGACGCCAGUGGAUGUGGGUAUCUCAGAUAAGCCGACGGCGCGAGAGAGGAGGGGCGUGUGAGUCACCAGUGUGGGUGGGGAGGUAAAUUACUCCCCAAGAGAGAGAAAGAGAGAGAGACACUCUUCCACCAGUGUGAGCCAGGGGAGCGGGGCGUCGACUCCCACAACAGGGCCCUCUCACCACUCGUCAUACGCACUUCUCACUCCUUCUGGGGGAUCUCUGGUUGUGUCCUUCCCUCCUUCUCCGUAGGAUAUCUCGGCAAGAGGCACCGGGGACGUAAAAUGAGCCACGAGUGAAGGGAAAAAGUGUCUUUUGUAAGAGAGUGAAGGUUGGACGUCUAUUCAGUUCAGGGGAAGAUGGCGACGUCCGUGCUGAGUCCGGUCAAGACGGAGGACCAGAUCCUGCAGGAUUCCAUGCUCGAGGAUGAUCCUAAUGACAAUUCGGCCACCAACGAGGAGGAGAAGACCAAGCCUCGUUGGGGGCCGUACCACAAGGGAGCCAAAGAGCUGGCCAGCCUGUACAGCAAAGAACUUCAUUCGUCCCUUCCGUGAGCACCACAUUGACCCCACAUCAAUCACACGACACGACUUCAUUGAAACCAACGGGGACAACUUCAUGCUCACUCUCCCAGGUCUGAUGUCCAUGACGUGGAACUUCUGCACCAAGACCAACGAGCAGAUUCAGGCCAACUACUAUUGGUUUUCAUACCUCUAUCUUUUGGCAAUUUUUGUGUCAUUAACAAAUCAGAUCCACAAAUGGUCACACACAUACUUUGGCCUCCCACGCUGGGUCACCAUAUUGCAG